AUGAAACGUAAGCUUGGGCGUCCUCGGAAAAAAGGUUCAUCUUCGUCGAUUGCUCUAAAUAAAGGUGGUAAUGCUAAGAACGCACGAUAUGCUCCUACCAGUAUAACCGAUAUUGACCAACUUGGAGGUUUGUUUCGUUACAAUAUCGAUGAAGUUCCUGAUCUAACACCCCAGGGAAUUCGUAAUGCACAACAGAGAAGAAUGCAUAUCAUGCGUGAGAGGAGAAAAAGAGAAGAAGCUAUUGAUCUUUUGGCUACUUCUAUCAACACCGAAGAGUUUGCUUGCUUUAUUGCUACUGAUUCUGAGUCCGAUAGGGAUAAUGAUGAAGACUCUAUGUCGGAAAGUGAGGAUAUGAAAACAGGACCGACUGAUAAAUUGCGAGAGAAGCUUGUUGAGAAAAUAAAAAAUAUGCUAGAUAAACAUAACAAACAUGUGGAUGCAUUACGAAACGUUCGAGAAAGGUUUGAUCCUAACGAUGAUACAAGCCGGUUAAGGAUAAUUUUAAAGCGUGACAGGAAAAGUGAUGGAAGGACUGAGAAUCUACCAGCUACUAAUGAGGUUGCUGCAUUGAUACCUAAUGAUUUCGAUCAUGAGAUAGAUGCACGUGAUAUCAUCAUCGAGUGUAAAAAGACUGGGAAUCUCAAAAGGAUCAGUGAACUACAUCCUGCGUAUCUGCCUUUGCAAUAUCCAUUAUUGUUUCCCUAUGGCGAGGACGGGUGCAGACUUGGUAUCGAUAUUGGUUUUGUACAUACCCAAAUGAGGAAAAGGUUGCAUAUUACUAUGAGAGAGUUUUUUGCUUUCCGCAUACAGAAGAGGGUUGGCGAGUCACCAAUCAUCCCUUUAUCUGGAAGAUUAUUCCAGCAGUUCUUAGUGGAUGCGUACACGAUGAUUGAGACUAAUAGACUACGUUUCAUUUCAAUGAAUCAGUCUAAACUUCAUUGCGAAAAUUAUGACAAGAUAAAGAAAAUUGUUGAUGAAGGUGACACUGAUCUUUCUGACAAGGCGAUCUACACGAUUGAGUUUCAAAAAUGGGGACUACCUCAUACACACAUCGAUCUUUUUUUAGAGGCUGGUCACAAGCUACCAACUGGUGAUGACAUUGAUAAGAUAAUAUGUGCUGAGAUUCCUGACAAGGAUAUUGUUCCAGCGCUGUAUGAGAUAGUAGGAGAUGUCAUGAUGCAUGGACCAUGUGGUGCUUUGAAUAAGGAUAGUGUUUGCAUGGCUGAAGGAAAAUGUACAAAGUAUUUUCCAAAACCUUUCAGUCCGAUCACUAAAAUAGAUGAUGUUGGAUAUCCUAUAUACAGGCAACGUAAAGACAAGAAAGUUAUCGUUAAAAAGGGUAUUGAAUGUGAUAAUAGAUUUGUGGUUCCUUAUAAUAGGAGCCUCACACUGCUUUAUAGGGCUCAUAUCAACGUCGAAUGGUAUGUAGCACCUUCGGAGUCUACCUGGAGAAUUUUCGGUAAUCAUACUCACCAUCGCACAGUUUCUGUAGUUAAACUACCCUUUCAUUUACCAAACCAGCAAAUGGUCAUAUACAACGAGGAUGAUCCAGGUGACGAGGUUAUUAAUCGUGUCUCAGUUGGUACGUCAAAAUUUAUUGCUUGGAUGGAGUGCAACAAUAAGUAUGAACUGGCGAGGACGUUAACUUAUGCGCAACUUCCUACGAGAUUUGUGUGGAAUAAACCAAAUAGGAUAUGGACACCACGAUCAAGGAGAGUUACUCUUGGUAGAAUCACGUACGUACCCAUUGGGGCAGGUGAAGCGUAUUAUUUAAGGCUUCUACUUAAUUUAGUCAAAGGACCACGUAGUUUUGACGAUAUAAAAACGGUCAACAAAGUUCUACAUUCUUCGUUCAAAGACGCUUGCUAUGCGUAUGGAUUAUUGAAUGAUGACAAAGAAUAUAUUGAGGCCAUCAAUGAGGCCGGAUUGUGGCUUUCUGCCAAUUAUCUCCGUCGUCUUUUUGUGAUCCUGCUCACUACUCAUAGUAUAUCCAUUCCUCCUAGAGUUUGGGAUGCUACAUGGCAGGUAUUAUCAGAUAACAUCAUAUAUAAUUACAGAAAGGCUGUCAGGGAUCAAACUGUUAGUCUAUCUCAGGAGCAAGUUAAAGACUUUACUCUGGUCGAAAUGGAACUUCUUUUACGUGUAAGUGGGAGAUCUUUAAAAGAAUUCACACCUAUGCUGUUUCCUGAAGAUAUUACUUUGGAGUCACGUGAUAAUCCUCUUAUUCGGGAUGAGAGGAAUUACAAUCGCGAAACUCUUAGAGUUAGAAACAAGCAGAUGUUAGCCACUGUAACCAGGGAACAGAGAAGUGUUUAUGAUGAGAUCCUAGAAGCAGUAAAUAAGAACAAAGGAGGUAUGUUCUUUGUUUAUGGUUCUGGAGGUACUGGUAAAACUUAUUUGUGGAGUCUAUUAGGAUCUGCUCUACGUUCCCAGGGUGAUGUUGUUCUUAAGGUUGCAUCGAGUGGGAUUGCUGUGUUGCUAUUAGAAGGAGGCCGAACUGCGCAUUCAAGAUUUGCAAUCCCUAUCGUGGUUAAUAAGUUUACCUUUUGUUCAAUCAAGAAGGAGUCGAAUCUUGCCGACCUAAUAAGGAUUGCUAAACUCAUUAUAUGGGAUGAUGCGUUGAUGAUGAGUAAAGACUGUUUCGAGACUCUAGAUAGAACGAUGCGUGAUAUAUUAGAAGUUGAUAAGCCCGUUGGUGACAAGGUCAUUGUUUUAGGAGGGGAUUUCAGGCAAAUAUUGUCAGUGAUUCCAAAUGCCGGGAAGACAGAGAUACUUAUGGUCACUUUGAAUUCGUCACCUCUGUGGUACAAAUGUAGAGUAUUGAGACUUACACAGAACAUGCGACUUAUAGCUGGAUAUAAUAGCCGUGCGAUGCUUGAACGUGCCUUUACAAAGUGGAUCUUAGACAUUGGUGAUGGACCGAUAAAUGAUGAUGGAAGUGGUGAAGCCGUGAUUGAUAUUCCUGAUGAUCUGUUGAUUAAAGACUGUAAAGAUCCUAUAAAAACGAUCGUCAAAGAAAUUUAUGGGAGUUCGUUUUCGAAAGAGACUGAUCCUAAAUUUUUCCAAGACCGUGCCAUACUGAGUCCAAGAAACGAUGAUGUAGAUACGAUAAAUGAUUACAUGCUUUCAAAGUUGUCAGGUGUUGAAAGGACCUAUCUUAGUUGUGAUAGCAUUGAUACGGCUGAAGAAAUUGUCAAUUACAAUGAUGCAUCUGAAGUACCCUCGGAGAGUGUAGCCAGUAAGAAUAAAGGUGGUUCAAACAAUAUGAUUUAUACCGAGGAGUUUUUAAAUAGUAUCAAGAUGUCUGGUUUCCCUAAUCAUGUCAUGAAGUUGAGAGAGGGUACUCCUGUAAUGCUUCUAAGAAAUAUCGACCCUAAGAAUGGGUUGUGUAAUGGCACAAGACUCAUCAUUACUAAGAUGGCUAAUUAUGUUCUCCAGGCUCAGAUAAUAACAGGUAGCAAGGUUGGUGAGAAAGUACUGAUUCCUAGGAUAUUCCUCUCUCCUUCGGAGAUGAAACUUCCUUUCAGGAUGAGACGCAAGCAGUUUCCUAUCACAUUAGCUUUUGCAAUGACUAUAAACAAAAGCCAAGGACAGACACUCGAAAAGGUUGGUUUGUAUCUUCCAAGGCCGGUAUUUACUCAUGGGCAACUCUAUGUCGCUGUAUCGAGGGUUACAUCCAGAGAAGGUUUGAAGAUAUUGAUCACCGAUAAAGACAACAAACCACAAAGCAAAACAUUGAAUGUCGUCUACAAGGAGGUUUUUGACAAGAUAUGA
This is a messenger RNA of Eutrema salsugineum, 3774 nucleotides long. RefSeq lists its product as uncharacterized. Bases 1 to 3774 code for a protein of 1257 amino acids. NCBI's taxonomy places the organism in Eukaryota, Viridiplantae, Streptophyta, Magnoliopsida, Brassicales, Brassicaceae. The transcript has 8 exons. Gene Ontology annotation, biological process: telomere maintenance; DNA repair. The record is from RefSeq and is a predicted model, not a curated record. Gene Ontology annotation, molecular function: DNA helicase activity.